Volvox carteri f. nagariensis is the source of this 3408-nucleotide messenger RNA. RefSeq lists its product as uncharacterized. The transcript has 16 exons. NCBI's taxonomy places the organism in Eukaryota, Viridiplantae, Chlorophyta, Chlorophyceae, Chlamydomonadales, Volvocaceae. The coding region runs from base 1 to 3408 and encodes 1135 amino acids. Gene Ontology annotation, cellular component: cytoplasm. The record is from RefSeq and is a predicted model, not a curated record.
AUGGCGACUGACGUCCUCAGCUCAGGCGCGUCUGGCGAGCUCCUCUCCGAGGGCGGCAUCAGUCAGGUGGUGCCGCUCCCCGACAUCCGCGGGCAGCACUACAACAACAGCCCCGGCAAACACGCCUCCAUUGAAAGGUGCAUCUACAGCUGCAGCUACAGCCGCCGCAAGAGCACCGAAGAUCAGGCGGCCACCCGAGUCCCCGCUUCCUCAGCGCCAACCAUGGAGGGACAUCGCCACACGCCAGGGUGCCGCCGGCACGGCGGUCGUCGCGGCGCGCUGCCUGGAUUGCCAUGUGCUGGUGCUGGUGUGUGCAGUGGCGGCGGCGCCGCGACCUCCAGGAGCAAGUCCCCCGGGUCGGAGUUGCCCAUUCCGCUCUCACGUCGCUCCACAUCAGCAGCAUACGCAUCAUCUGCUGCUGCGGCCGCCGCCGCGGCCGCCGCCGCGGCAGCUGCCGCCGCCGCCGCCGCAGGCGGCGGCGCCGGCGGCCCCGUCACCCCCGGCCUCAGCGCCUCGUUGCCCUCCGCCCCCGGCAGCGCCCUGCUCCCCGUCCCAUCCCCCGGCCCCGUGGCGGAGAUGUCUCCACUGAGGGCCCCCGUGGGUAACGGUGCCGUACGGCCCGUAUACACCAAAUACACAUGGGAACCGGAGUACCAGAGGGCCCUAUUGGAUGCGGCACUGAGGUUGCCGCCGGAGGCAGUUCCCGCGGGGUUCAUGGCCACAUUAUCCAGUGCCGUACCUCCCCCCGCUGAGGCGCCCGUACUUGAGCCCGACCCGGCGGCGCUCAGGUGGUUCAAGAGCACCUACCCGGAGGCCAUUUCGACCGGCAGGAGGGACGCACUGGCUGUGCGUCCCCAUGCCGUCCAGAGCCACCCCCCCUACCACCCCUCCGGACAGCCGGUGCUGCUGCACCCCUACACCGCCAGCCAGAGCCCCGUGGCGCCCUUCACCGGUGCCGAGUCGCUGCUGCUGCUCCGAGACCCCGAGGGCUACCUGGACGGGGCGGUGGUGAAGCACCAAGAGAUACUGCUCAGUCGCUGUGUGGAGGAGUUGGCGGGGCAGGCCGCCACAUUAUGUGUGGAGCGGGGGUACCUCAUGGCGCUGAUCUGGGAGGCAUUACGUCACGUGCUGUACGUGCUGCUGGCGGACCGUGACGCGGCGCGGAAUACGGCACUGGCGGCCCGGCGCGCGGCGGCGCAGGCGGCGGCUGAGAAGGCUGAUGCGCUGGCCCGUGCGGAGGCCGGCAAGGAGGAGAUGCUCCACAUGAACGACCUGCUCAAUCGGCGGUUGCUGGCGUCGAAGAUGGAGGUGGAGCAUAUGCGGGCAAGGCAUUUGGAUGUUGAAAUGGAGCUGGCCCGGCUACGAGCUGCUCAGCCCGACGAGCUGAGGAAGGAGCUGGACGCGCUCAAAGUGCAGAUGAGCAUGUUGGAGCGACAGCUGGCGGGUACUCAAGCGCGACUGGAGAGCUGCCAAUCCAGUUUAGCGGAAAGAGACAAGGAACUGGCGGCAGCGGUGGCGAGGGUCCAGGGCACUGCCGAGGAGCUCGCCACCAUGCGAGAGGAGUUCGGGUCCCGCAGCCCGCGCCCCGCCCAGCCCCGCAACCCCCCCUGGGAGCUCAUGGAGCUGGACGAGGCGGCCCUCACGCUGACGGGGCUCAGGGCGGGGGUGCCGGCGCAGGAUAUGCACCGUUUGCUUCUCGGUGUAUCCCCCACGGGCGGCAACGUGUUGCCUUGGUGCCACCUGCUGGGGGCGUGUCGCCACAUCGACCCAUCCGGCCCGCCGCCGAACAGCGGACUGGGCCCCGAAACCAGCUCCGUGAACCUGGGCUCGGGGCCGCUGGGCUCCCUGGCGCCGGAGGGGGUGGAGGGGGCCGCGGCGGACAACAGCAGCCCGCAGAGGGGCCGGCUCAAGUCGGCGAAGCCAGCCCUUCAUGGGUUCCCUGGAGCAGCCAACCACGGACCAGGACACGGACCGGACGGCGCCUCCGGGGACGUAUCCGGCCCCAGCUCCAGGGUUAACACCGCCGUCGGCGCUCAGAGGCGGUUCACACGCGCCAUGUCGCACCGCCACAAUAACGCUGACGGGGGCGGCGCGCUGGCGGCGGGCGGCGCCGGCGGCGGCGCCAACGGUCCCAACGGAGCCAACCUGUCGCGUCGUACGGCAUUGAUGUCGGUGUUGCCGGUGGCUGGACUGCCGGACAUUCGAGAGCAGCACCAGUGGUUGUACGGCUUGCUGACGAGGCCUGACGCGGCGACGGCGCUGUCGAAAUGGUUAUCGGAGGAGGCGGUUGAGGCGGUUGGUCAGAUGGCGAACCACUCCAUCGACCCGCACUCCAUUGCCUGUCUGCUGCUCGGCACGUUCAGCAUCGCCGGGCCGGACACCGUGCCGUACAAGUCCCUGGCCGGUAUCCUGGCCACCCGCUUCCGCCACACCGCCGCGGAUAUCGGCGGCAGCAUCACGGAGGCGCUCGAACUGGCGGCCAUGAGCACACGGGACCGGGUGGAGCGGCUGCAGGACGUCAACAACACCCUGCGAAAGCAGGUCAACAAGUUGAAGCGCAACCUUAACGACCUGCGCAAGGUGGAGCGCGAAGGCCGCAUGCACGACCUGCGCAGUGUGGCUCGUACAGUGCAGGGCCGCAAACCCUCCGUACUGCACGGCUUCGUACUGCAGAAGCGACCUGAAUACUUCUCUGGGUUGGGGCUGGGCGAAGAGGUGCCGGGGGUGCUGCAGGCGGAAGGAAAGNCCAUCNAGGACCACGUGCUGGACUGGGCCGAGGCGGGCAGCUUCACCACCAUAGGGCCCACUGCGCUGCGUAACGCCAUGCUGAAGGCACAACCCGACACGGACGUGGGAACACAGAGGGAGAUGCUGCGGCGUGUGUUUGGGCCGGCGGGGGCGGCGGUGGCGCAGCCGCCCGGCGAGAAGCCCGUCCGCGGCUCCCGGGCCUCCAAGACCAAGGACGAGGUGGCCCUGGCCCAACCUCUGGAGGUGGCCCUGCGCAAGUUGCGGCAGGAGCGGCCGGAGGGUAUGGUGGGGGUGACACAGGCCAUGGAGAUGUUGUCGGCGGCCCGGGCGCUCAAGGGCGGAGGGGGGACACGGAGCAGCUCACCGCGGCGGGAGAGGAGCUCGAUGGGCGGGUUGCUGUCCGGGGGGGUCAGCGGGGAACGCAGCUCCGGAACCGAUAUGGGUCCCGGCGAGCCGUCGUACUUGGAUGGCGGGGGAGGAGGAAGGCGGGAGGGCAGCGGUGUGGUGUGGGCGGAUUCGGAGCCUAGUUUGGUAAUGGAGGCAUCGCGGCCGUUGCGGGGUGUGGAGUUUGAGGCGGGGGUUGGGGGCGGAGGGGGGCCCCCCGGGGGGCUGAGCGGGGAGUUGUCUACGCAGGGGAGCACCCCUGGAGUCGUGGGGUGA